AUGAAGGUAGAACGGGAAGUGCAGCAAGCUGAGCCGCCAGCGGAGGUGAGCAGCGUCGUAGCCGGGCUGACUCCACGAGAGCCAGGGCCAAAAGGGGGCGACGCAGAGGACGAGAGGGAGAGCUCCGGACAGAAAAACCAACCACCCACCCACACCCCGCUCUGCAGCAAGGCCAACCCGCGAACCGAGACCACGCGAAAACGGGAAACAAAGAGCAGCACUCACCGAAACCACGCCACUGCCCGACAUGCAACCAUGAAUCCCCAAGAUUGA
This is a messenger RNA of Pelobates cultripes (western spadefoot toad), 273 nucleotides long. The record is from the annotation of a GenBank genome assembly. NCBI's taxonomy places the organism in Eukaryota, Metazoa, Chordata, Amphibia, Anura, Pelobatidae.